AGGGGGCGCUCGGCCGGACGCCGACCCCCGGGAGCGGCGGGACUGGAGGAGGCGGAGCCCAACCCGGCAAGAUGGCGCCGUCCGCCUUGUUGCGCCCUUUCUCCAAGCUGCUGGCCCCGGCCAGGCUUCCGAGCGGCUCUUCAGCGCGGUCGAAGUUCUACAUUCGGGAACCGCCACAUGGCAGACCUGACUGGCUGAAGGUUGGACUGACCUUGGGCACCGCCGUUUUCUUGUGGAUCUAUCUCAUCAAACAACAUAAUGAAGAUGUUUUAGAGUAUAAAAGAAGAAAUGGGUUGGAAUAAACUUUUGAAAUACUGAUACAGUAUAUAGUGUUUAUAGCAGUUCCUCUGGAUUCACCAAUCUGUUGAGCUGUAAACAUGAGAGAAAGCAUUACAUGGGAACAUAUGUCAAGUCAGCAUUUGUGUUUCACAUAAUUAAAUUUAAAAAUACUUCUGUUUUCUUCAGAUUAUGUACAUUGUGACAAUGUAUAGAAUGUCAUUUCUAAUGUAAAUUACUAGCAGUAUUUUAAUGUGGGAAGUACCAUCUGAUAAUAGGGUCAGUGGUAAUUAAGGACACAUUGGUAAGAAAACUUUUUAAGGCUAUAGAUUAAAAAAAAAAUCACUGCUGAGGGUUUCCUCCUUCUAUCAACUUCUAAUUUCUAAUCAGAACACUUACUUAGUGAUCGGGAUGAUGGAACUACUCCUCUAUUAUUUAAAAUACAAAAGAACCCAAAUACGGUUUUCUUC
Molecule: messenger RNA, 746 nt
Organism: Kogia breviceps (pygmy sperm whale)
Lineage: Eukaryota; Metazoa; Chordata; Mammalia; Artiodactyla; Physeteridae
Gene: NDUFC1
Product: NADH:ubiquinone oxidoreductase subunit C1
Cellular component (GO): mitochondrion
Source: RefSeq, a predicted model, not a curated record